AUGCCAAAGAAGAGGAAAUCCGAUGCAACGCGCCUGGAUGAGGUGGAUCGUACCUUGUACACCACUUUCAGCAGCGCGGCCAACUCCCUAUCCCACCUCUACUCCCAGGCCAUGCACCAUCAGAAGGUCUCCUUCCAGGCCGGUGAACGCCACUCUCUGGAAAAACUUUAUAAUUGGAUUUUAAGACAACACGAAGACGGGGCAAGAAUGGGAACCAAUGAUAUACUUGCAUAUAUUCAGAACGAGCUUGAUCAUGGGACUGAUGAACCCCCACCAUCCCCGAGGUUGCCAUUUCAGCAGCAGCAACAGUCUCAAACUGCAAUGCAGACAAUCCACUCAGGAUUUCCAGUGUCUUCCAAUUCAUUUGGUCCUGCAAAUAUGCGUUCUGUGAACUCUGAUAACCAAUCUAAAAACUCUGUUUUCUCGAAUGCUCUCUCCAGUCCCAUACGUCGAAGUCUCCAGCAGUAUCACUUGACUCAGGGAGGCCAAUCCGCAAAUCAUGUUAUGCGAAACAACGAUAAUAAUGGUUCCCAAAGUAGGGAUCCUAAUCCACCUAGCUUGAACGACACUUCAAUGGACAUGCAUGCUGAUAGCCCUGAUCAUGAUUCUCAUUGCUGA
Molecule: messenger RNA, 618 nt
Organism: Fraxinus pennsylvanica
Lineage: Eukaryota; Viridiplantae; Streptophyta; Magnoliopsida; Lamiales; Oleaceae
Source: the annotation of a GenBank genome assembly